AUGUGGCAAUCUAACUUUGCUACAUCCCACAUUCUCAUGCCAACUACCAGUUCAUUGUUUGAAUGUAAAAUAUGUGGAAGUCAGUUUGCAGACCGUAGUAAUGCAAGAAGACAUGCUAAAGCCAAACAUUUGAAUCUUCCUACUCCCUGUACUCUCUGUAGUAAACUAUUGAAGAAUGAACGAAGUCUGAAGAUGCACAUGAAAAACUUGGACUCAAGAUUAAAUAAAAGGAAAAAUGAUGAUGAAGACUGCAGAAAUAAUUCUGAAAAACGGAAAACCACUGGUGAACCUCAGAACAUGGACGGAGAGAAGAACAUGGACAGGGAGGAGAACAUGCAUGACAGGGAGGAGAACAUGCAUGACAGGGAGGAGAACAUAGACAGGGAAGACAACAUGGACAGGGAGGAGAACAUGAACAGGACGGAGAACAUGAACAGGACAGAGAACAUGGACAGGGAGGAGGAAAAUGGGUUAAUCAGGGAGGAAAAGGAGAAGAACAGGAAGAAGAAGGAUAAGACCAGGGUUGAGAAGACUGUAGACAGGGAGGAGAGUAUGGCCUGGGAGGAGAACAAGGACAGGGAUGAGAACAUGGGCAGGGGGAAGAACAUGGACAGGAAGGAAAUUGACAUAAACGGGAAAGAAAAUGUGAUAAUCAGGAAGGAGAAUGAUAAGAACAGGGAGGAGAAGGACAAGAACUGGGAAGAGAAGAGUGUAGACAGGGAGGAGACUGGAUUUAAUGCAAUGAACAAGAGAGAGGAGAGCAUGAAGUGGAAGGUGAAAGGUUCAAACAUAAACAAGGAUGACCUGAGAGAAAAAGAGAAUCAUAAUCUCAAGAAAAGAAUAUUGGAACUAGAGAAACAAAUAACUGAAUCUAAUACAAUAAAUGAAAGAUCUAUUAAAGAGAUCAAUGACUUGGCAUCUAUGGUGGAAAAAUCUGAAAAAGAGAAAAAUGAUAUUCUGGAAGUUCUAGAAAAAGAAGUCACUUGUCCUGUCUGUCUCAUGAUCCCAAGAACUGAGAGAAUAACUAUCUGCAGGAAUGGACAUACCACUUGUGAGACAUGUAAAAGUCGAAAUUGUCCUGUCUGUAGAACAAGGAUGGAAGACGACAUGUUCUCUCCUCUAACCCAGAACAUCACAGAAUUACUUGAAAUAUCCUGCAUAUUCGUGGAUCAGGGUUGCACCAUCAAACUCAAGAAGAGUGAAAUUGUUAACCAUGAGAAGGGAGAGUGCAAAUACAGAGAACUCAAGUGUCCAGGAUGUGAAGAGAAGAUUCAAGCACGUGCACUUUCUGAUCACUUCCGUAAUUGUACUGAACUAUAUUUUGAACUAGAUUUUAGAAUUAAAGAUGCGGAGUUGGAUAAGAGGCGGACUGUCCUAAAUACUCUUUUUAAAAAUUUGAUAGAAUUCUUUGUGCCAGUUGUAUACAAGCUUGAAUCCUCUGAGAACUGGUUUUUUCUCUUUACUGAUAGAUUGGAAGAUAAAGUGGUGUUCUAUAUAAAGCACUAUAGUGGAGAGGAGAGGAAGAAAACAUUCAGCUGCAAUCUCAAGGUCUCCAAUAAAGGAAAAGAGUUUUCUAGGUCUAUGACUGGAGAGUGUACUCCUAUUGAAAUGGAAAUCGAGGAUGCCAGGAGAGAAGGAUAUACACUUGAUAUCAGUGUCGAAGUUAUGAAAAGGAAGUGUUCAUUGCCAAACACAGUAAACAAGUACAAUUGGGACAUUGAAUUUGUUUUAAUUAAAAACUGAAUUUGAAAGUUUAAAAAUGGAGAAAAUGUGGCAAUCUAACUUUGCUACAGCCCACAUUCUCAUGCAAACUACCAGUUUAUUGAAUGUUUCUUGCUAUUUUACAACAUUAUUACUUAUUAGCUUGCGCAAACAGAGAAAAUUAUAUAAUCUGUAAAUUCUUAGUAAACUCCUGCAUUGAUCAUUGUUAUUUCUUGAUUAAUGCUUUGUCAAUUAUUCAUUAACUUCUUUUUUGAGAGUAAAGAAUUAUUUUUUGACGAGAAGGAGAAAGAGAGAGCACAUGAUCUCAAGAAUCUGCUGUGAUCUCAAGCUCUCAACCCAUAAAUGAAAAAAUGUUAAAAGUUUUUUAAAAAUAUUUGCAAUUGAUAUUUUGUGAAAGAU
This is a messenger RNA of Eurytemora carolleeae, 2121 nucleotides long. RefSeq lists its product as uncharacterized. Gene Ontology annotation, molecular function: ubiquitin protein ligase activity; ubiquitin conjugating enzyme binding. The record is from RefSeq and is a predicted model, not a curated record. Lineage: Eukaryota; Metazoa; Arthropoda; Copepoda; Calanoida; Temoridae. The coding region runs from base 1 to 1743 and encodes 580 amino acids. The transcript is spliced from 5 exons. Gene Ontology annotation, biological process: multicellular organism development; proteasome-mediated ubiquitin-dependent protein catabolic process. Gene Ontology annotation, cellular component: cytoplasm.